GUCGUUCCUCAAAAGUACGGUCACAGUAUAUAAUAUACUUUGUAGAAACUAUACAAAUAGUGUGUGCAUUUAGAUUAGACAAGCAUGAAUAGAGAAAUUGGCAAUUUCAGAUUUGUGAUGGUAACCAAAAAAUUCUAGCUGUUAAUGCAGGCCACGGUGGACGGAUUCACGACUCACGCGUAUGGAAUGCAUCGGUUAUCUCUCAUCAUUUAGAACAAGAGCACAGAAAUGGUAGAACAGGAACAUGGUUGAUUGGUGAUUCUGGAUACCCACUACUCCCAUAUUUGUUAACUCCAAUGUUAAAUCAACCCGUUGGUACACCUCCUGUUAGAUAUACCGAUGUGCAUGUUAAAGCCCGCAGCGAGAUUGAACGUUGCAUCGGAGUGCUUAAAGGUCGGUGGAGGUGCUUAAGGAAAGAACGAGCACUACAUUACAAACCAGAGUUUGCAGCAUUGAUAGUGAAUGCUGCUUGCAUUUUGCACAAUAUUGCAAAGAUAUAUAAUGUCCCCGAACCUGAUUUAUAUGUCGAUGAUAUAGACCAAGAAGAUGAAGAUUUUCUACAAAACAUUAAUAACGGUAGAGGUCGAGCAGGACAGGAAGUUCGGGAAGCAUUAAUACGUCGAUAUUUCACAUAAUUUAACGUUGAAAUUAUUUUAGUCAUUUUACUUUUAAUUUUCAAUGGCUGUGUAUUCAUCUGUAAACGAAUAUUCAAAUUUUAUUAUUGUCGAAAUACAAACUACAAAGAUGUAACAUUUAUAAAAUAGUGUAAAAGA
Cyphomyrmex costatus is the source of this 773-nucleotide messenger RNA. Its product is annotated as putative nuclease HARBI1. NCBI's taxonomy places the organism in Eukaryota, Metazoa, Arthropoda, Insecta, Hymenoptera, Formicidae. The record is from RefSeq and is a predicted model, not a curated record. The transcript has 3 exons. The coding region runs from base 297 to 635 and encodes 112 amino acids.